GGAUAAAAAGUAGAGCUGCUGGCAACACUAGCAAAACAACAUCCAAAAGGUGGAUUAAACCUGGACAUAUUUCAUUUUCCCUCCACAUUUUUUCUCACCGUCUUUACAGAAAGUAAGUGAUGUACAGUUUUUUUUUUUCUUCUUUUUUUUUCUUGGCAAUGCAGAGGUUUUAAUACUUUGAGUGUUUAGGAGAGGAGGAUUAGAGGGAUUAGUGCAGAAUACACUUACACUGGACAGUAUGGCAGUGGCUAAUCCAUGGGUGCAGAAAGAGUGGGAUGAAUGGAAAAGAGAGAUAGAGGAGAACAGGAGAAAAAGACUAAUAUGGAUGCAAAGGGUGAUGCGUUGGACAAGACUGGAGGUCACCUAUGAAAGGAAAGAGGAUGGAGAAGAAGAAGAUAGUGAUGCAGAGGAAGAAGAAAGUAUAAAUGACAAGAAAGAUAACAUGAGUAAAGAGGAAAAGGUAGACAGUGAAAGGGAUGAGAAAGAGGGAGGGGAUAUAUUGGUGGUAGAAGCAAAGAAAAUCGAGAGAGAUGUGACAGUAAAAGAUGAAAGUGGGACAGAACAAGAAGAUCCAAAAGAGGUGUCAGAAGUGCAGGAACAAGAGGAUGACAAUGAAAAAACAGGGAUGAGAGAGGUAGAUGAGGUGGAAGAUAAAGAAUUGGGAGAAAGAGAGGAAGAGGGGGAAGGUGAAAAUGAGGAGCAAAAUGAGGUUAAGUGGAAUGAGGUGGAUGUGGCGGAGAGUAACUUAGUCAAAGAAGACAUAGAAGGAGGUGAGAAAGAAGGUGAUAAUGAGGUGCAAAGGGAGGUCAAGGAGGACAAUGUACCAGAUGAGGAGGAAAAAGAGGAGGAGAGGGAAAGAAAUGUAGAAGGGGAAGACAAUAAAGAGCACCAAAUGGAAAGUGAGAGAGAUGGUGACAUGGAAGGUAGUGGAAUGGAGCAAGAAAAGCAAGAGGAGGGGGGUGAAGAGGUGGAGAAGCAGCACGAACAUGAGCUAAAUGAAGAAAAUCACCUGGAAGAGCACCUUCAGCAAAACCAAGAACCUACAGGUCAAGAAGACCUUUCAGAUUUGCUUGAAUUUGGCAAUUUAAGUAAAAAUUCCACCUUAAUGGGAUCUGAAGAUGAAGAGCAGAUCAAUAGGGAGAGGGACAACUACAACGCGAUAAAGGACGGAGAGUUAGAUGAUGAGAAACUCUAUGUGAAUGACGAGGAAAACUGUAGGAAAACGGCUUCUAUGGAAAGGAAAGAAGACGAUGAAGAAACAGUCACAGAAUCUUCAGCGACUUACGAUGAUGACUUUCAAGAUUAUCUGCUUGGUGAGAAAGAGGAGGAGUUUACAGGUGAUGAUGAAGCUGAACGUUUCACAGAAGAAGACUCAGAUGAGGUGAAGAUUUACAACAAGGAUGAUCAUCCCAGAGACAUAUUCCACACCUUGAAUGAGUUCAGGGACUCCUUCGUUCUCACUGAUCUUAUUUUGAACACAGUGGAUGGGAAAGGUCUGCAUGUGCAUUCCGUUAUCCUGGCUGCCGUUAGCUCUUUCAUCAGGAAUACUCUUAGUAGGAGCAACAGAGUACAUGAUAGACCCAAAGAAAAACUGUACACAGAUACAGCCAAUGAAGUCCACAUUCGGUCAGUGUUCCUGGGUCCAGAGGUGGAUCAUGUUGGAUUAGAAGCAAUCGUGGAAUUUUCCUACACUGGAGUGAUUUCAUGUCUGAACAGUGACACUAUAGAAAAGAUAAAAAUAGCAGCUCAAACACUGGGCGUCCCAAGAGUGAUGGAUAUCUGCACCAAAGAGGAGAAAGAGUCAGCAAAAACUGGAGCGCAAAAGAGGGAGGAAAAAGUGUCUGCUGAAGCACAACUGAUGAUCAAUCUUCAGUUGAUCAAAAAGCUGUGGAUGGACGGAGUGGGCUGUGACGUUAUCCUGGGAGCCCUCGGGGCAUCGUUUCAUGUCCACAGAGUCAUCCUGGCUGCGAGUAGUGACUAUUUCCGUGCUAUGUUCACUUUGGGGAUGAAGGAAUCCAAUCAGCCCUUUGUAAACCUCCCUUUCCUGUUGGCUUCAGAGCUAGAGGUUCUCAUCGGCUGCUCCUACAGUGGGAUACUUGCCCUCAGUUGGAGCUGUGUCUUCGAGAUCACCAGCACUGCUCUCCAGCUCCAGUACCAACCUGCCCUUUCCAUGUGUCUCAACUUUCUUCAACAAGAAAUUAAUCCACAGUCAUGUCUAGAUGUGGCGUCAUUUGCCAAUGCUUAUGGGAUGGUGCAGCUCCUCGAAGUCGCUGAAGAUUUUGUCUUGCGUCAAUUUCAAAAGGUGGCGUGUACCUCCAAGUUCAAGGAUCUGCCAGCCAAGCAGCUCUUAAAGUACCUGAAUAGUUUAUCACUUUGUGUUCCUUCUGAGCUUGUUGUUUUCAGAGCUGUGGUUUCCUGGAUCCAAGCAAAGCCAAAGAUAAGGCUGAGGUUAGCUAAAGAACUAAUGAAGACCAUUCACUUUCCUCUGAUGACCUUCAAGGAAUUUAAAGAGGUCAGAAACCAGAAUAUGUGGUCUGAGCACAGUUUGAAAGAACUUUAUGAAACAAUUUUUGAGGACUUCUGCUCCAUAGAAGUUGCUCCACAAAAUCAGUGCCGCAUCUAUCUGCCAAAAGAGAGUCUAGUCUUGAUUGGAGGCGACCAGAUCUCUGAAGACCUUGGUACUCGUAGCAUCAGCAGGGAUCUAUGGUUUGGGAAUUCCUUGAGGAACCACAUGGGCAUAAAAAAGGCCAUGGAAUGGAGAAAACUGGGAGAGAUGCCUGAUCCAGCAAGGUUUGGUCAUGAAGUGGCUGUGCUCAAAGGACAACUGUACGUGAUUGGAGGGAAGCAGUAUUAUGGCGUGGAUGACACCUUGAAUUCUACUUAUAGAUAUGACCCCCUUCGAAACAACUGGGAGACACUGGCUGAAAUGCGAGAAAGGAGAUGUUCUUUCUCUGUUGUUGUCCUAGACGGAAAGAUAUAUGCAAUCGGUGGACAUUGUGACCCUGAGUAUAGAGACAGUGUUGAACGGUACUGCCCCGCGACCAACUCUUGGAGUUACACCUGUCCAUUGGAUCUGCCUUUGAGUGGGCAUGUGGCGAAGGUUCUACAGGGGCAGAUCUUCAUCUCAGGAGGGUUGAACAACGACUACCUGUGUCUGGCGUCCACAUUUCUCUAUCACCCAGAAAGAGGAAGCACCUAUCUGGACAACAUGAGUAAACCACGGGCUUACCACUGCAUGGAGACUCUGGGCGGCUGUCUUUACGUAGCAGGUGGAAUGACCACGCACGAUAACGUGAAUGCCACCGACCAGCUGGCUUGUGAGAUGUAUAACCCAGCAGCGGACUCCUGGACGUCCUUCCCGCCGCUGCCGGUGCCUCAUAUGGGAGCGGGAAGUGCAGUUUUGGAGGGAAAGUUCUACGUGCUGGGCGGAUACAGCCAGGAGGACUACAGCGACAUGAAGAUGGUCCACCGUUACGACCCGGCGACGCAGCAAUGGGAAAAUAUGGGCAAGAUGCCGGGGCCAAACAAUGAUAUACGAGCGACCGUUCUGUGUUUACCAGCACAUUUCAGAUUGUAAAACACACAUAUCAUAUUUAUUUGAUAUAGUAGAAUGAUGCUGUUUUGGCUUGUGAAAACAUUUUUGUAACUUUUUAUUUGCAAAACCUGAGAUGUAUGGAGAGAAAUUUGUUUCUUUAUUCAGCAGUCAAAAAGAAUAGAUUUGCAACCAAAAAAGAGAUUUUAGAGCAAAAGACAGUAAGUGGCAAUCAAAAAAAUAGAUCAUUUUGCUUAUAAAUCAGUCGUCUUUGCUUGUGAGUU
This is a messenger RNA of Sphaeramia orbicularis (orbiculate cardinalfish), 3816 nucleotides long. Its product is annotated as kelch-like protein 13. Lineage: Eukaryota; Metazoa; Chordata; Actinopteri; Kurtiformes; Apogonidae. The record is from RefSeq and is a predicted model, not a curated record. Gene Ontology annotation, molecular function: protein binding. The transcript has 4 exons. Bases 239 to 3577 code for a protein of 1112 amino acids.